UUUACAUUAUGUUGGGUUAAAGAGCUGUUUUACUUUACGUUUGCGGCGGUCUAUCGCGUCGUUGAGCUUAGUUUAUUCGAUGCGUGUCAAUACUGAGAACGUUUUGACUACGCCUUCGGAACGCGAUUUACGACAUCUGUCAAAGUAAACUAGUGAUCUUAGUAGUUGAAAUUCCAGAUUUUAGUGUAAACUUCUGUAGUGCGGUUUGUGACGAAUGAUAUAAUUUAUGAUGCCAGUGGGUACUUGUAUUCAGUUUUUCAUGUGAUGUUAAACGAACAUUGUUUAUAAUGACAGGAAUUUGUAGUGUUAUUAUGUUUUGUGAAUAAGUGGUUGCUGUGCCUGGUACUCGACUAGGUACACUCGCCUUUGUGGAUUAAAAAUAAGUAGAAUUCGAAACCACCAUGUUUAACUUCAUGAAAAAAUCUACCGUCCUGACGGGCGAUUCAGGUGGUUAUGAAGAAAGAGACGGGGAAAAGGAGAGGAGGAAAAAGGAGAAGAAGGAGAGGAAAGAGAGAGAGAAAAGAGAACGCAUAGCAGCUGGUCUCGAGGAACCACUGAGGCUAGAAGAGGUUCGAAGAUCUCUAAAACUGCGAGGGAGACGCAAAGAAAAAGAAAAGCUGCCCUCGGGUAUCACAGCAGACUAUACCGCUUCACUUUUCGCUCAUCUUGAACAGGAUUCCAAUUAUUCUAACUAUCCACUUAUAUCUACCUCGGGAUCUAAUUCUAAUCUUAGCGAUGAAAAUAACCACUUAUCGCCAGGAUAUCCAUCUCACGGUUGGACUAAGAAAGAGGGUGUAUUACAAUCUGACAGCUCGGAGACAUCUCUCAACUCUUUAAACAAUCCGAACAAUAUAAAUAGUAGUCCUCGCCAAGCACCAAAUCUACCUCCUAUACCACCGCGUCCACCAAAACGUGGAAUCCUUAAAGGUACUCGUUUAAGUAAUACUAGUUCUAAUUCCCAAGAAAGCAAUGUCCAAAGUUCUGAUACUGUCGAUUUUGUCAAUGGUCAAGACCCAAACUUACUUGCUCGUAAUACUCAGCAAAACGAAGUCAUUUCUUAUGGAAUCCCACCUUCAAAGAGUACUUCAUCGAGUGAUGAUAUGCAGCACGUACAAAACUUUACCAAAAAAGUUAUUCAUAGCCCCGUGGAAAAUCAGUACAAAAAUUAUAAAAAUAACACAAAUUCUUCGAUUAAAACACAAGACAUUGACGAGACACCAAAGACGAAUGGUAAUAGUUAUUUGGGCGUGACCUCGACGUCGCCUAGUGCCGAUUCUUUAACAGAUACUACCACUAAUUCUUCAUUCGCUACGCCUCCAUUUUCCACGUCGCCUGUCGGAGAGUCUCAAGGUUUCCAUAGAUGGUCUAGAACUAGCACUUUUGACGACGUAUACUUACCGUUACCUUCCCUAAUGCCUCUUCAUCUUCCGAAGCCCAGAGUCUUAACCAUUCAGCGUCAAAAAGCUCCUAGAAAUGACUUUGGAUUUAGUCUCCGCAGAGCUAUGAUACAAGAAAGAGUUUUCAUUGGUGAUAUGAAGGAAUUGACUGGAUACGAAGAAAAUGGAAUUACAAAUGGUGAUAACAAAUACGUUGGCAAUAAUGUUAUUAUUAGUAAAUUGACACACAAAGCUGUGAUACUAGCUGAGCCCGGCUCGUACCCUGGUGCUAGUGAGACUGGUCUGUUACCAGGAGAUAGACUUAUCGAAGUCAAUGGAGUUAAUGUGGAAGGGAAAAGUAGAGAAGAAGUUAUCGAUCUCAUCAAGAGUAGUCAGGACUAUGUGACUGUUAAGGUGCAACCAAUAGCUGAGCUGUGCGAAUUGUCACGGCGACGUGCCGCGGACGGAGGAGUCGAAGUGGAACUAUCGGAUAGUAACGUUAGAGGGGGGACGCUGAGUCGGUCGGGGAGCAGGCGAUUCACUAAUACCCAGGCAAAGUCUGAGGAGCUACUAGCAUGCGAAAAGGAAUGGCUGCAAGCUGGUCAUAUGUGGUUAGCUCAUCGUGGUGGUUUCACUGCGGUGGUCAGAGAAGGCGACGCGGACGCGGGCAGGGCCAAGGUCCGGGUUCUGCAGACUGGCGAAGUGAUCACCGUUGAUGAGGAUGACCUUGAAAAGGCUAACCCCCCUCAACUGGAGCGAUGUGAAGAUAUCGCCUCAUUGCGCUGUUUAAACGAGUGCGGCGCUCUGCACGUACUGAGGUCGCGUUACGCCGCCGCCUUACCUCACGUCCGCGCUGGUCAUGCUCUCCUGGUACUCGGACCGCCGAGGCGCACCACGCCUGUCUAUACGGAGAAGGUGGCGGCCAUGUUCCGAGGUUGUCGCAUGGAUGACAUGCCGCCGCACGUUUUCGCCGCGGCCCAAUCAGCUCACCGAUCCAUGCUGGCCUCCAGGCGUGAUCGCGCUGUUGUGUUCCUAGGGAGGUCUGGCUCCGGUAAAACCUCGGCUAUGCGACACUGCGUGUGGUACUUGGCGAGUGCGUACCCGGCUCAAGGUUCCAAGCUGACUCCUGAACGUUUGGACGCAGCGUUUGACGUCUUGCACGCUUUUGGAUCGAGUCGGACGGGUUCGAACCCGCACGCGUCUCGCUUCGUGUCGCUGACGUCGCUGGACUUCGACGGCGGCGGCGCGCUGGUGUCGGCGUCGGUGCAGGUGCUGCUGCCCGACCUCAAGCCCGACCAGGCCGCGCUCAGAGCGCUGCACACUCUCUUCCACGGAUGCGAUGGUCGCCUGCGUCGGGAGCUGCUCCUGGACCAGGCCCCCGUGAGCGCCCCCAAUCCUUACGUCAGCUCCAACGAGAAAGCGGACGCGCCGGCCGAGUUCUCGGCUCUGAAGGAGGCCAUGCAGUUCCUGGGUCUCACCGAACAGGAACAGAUGGCCAUUUGGAAGAUUCUGGCGGCCGUCUGCCAUUUGGGAUGGGCUGGAGUCGUGCGAGCGAACGCGGGCUCGGGGCUGAAGUACCAGUUCGCGAGCACCGGCGCCGCCGGCCGCGCCGCGCGCCUGCUGGCCGUCGACAGGGACGAGCUGGCGCGCGCCGGCCUGGGCGCCGCGCCCGCCGCGCCCGACGCGCCGCCCGCCGCGCUCAGAACUCCGUCGCCGUCGAACGAGAAGGAGGCGCCGGGGUCGGACGCGCUGGACGCCUUCGUCGCGGGGCUGUACGGCGAGGCGUUCAACGUCGUGUGCGGGCUCGUGAACAGGUCGCUGGCGACGAGCGCGCGCGUGGCGGCGUCGCUGCUGCUGCUGGACUCCCCGGGCGCCGACAACCCGAUGUGCGCCGGCCAGCAGAGCGGCGCCCCGCUGUCCAAGCUGCUGUCCAACUAUCUGCAGGAGCGCCUCCAAGCCGUGUUCCACGAAGCCAUGCUGGUGGCUCCCCGGGAGCGAUACGCUCAGGAGGGCAUCACGCUCGACGACGGUUCCGAAGAAGACUGGCUAUCAGAGACAGUCAAUCCGGGACCAAUGGUGGACCUACUAGACAGGUCGCCGCAGAAUACGAUCGUGCGCAGUUCGCAAGCCGACUUACGUGAUUGCGAUCGCCGAGGUCUCUUGUGGCUCCUGGACGAGGAGUCCAUGUACCCCGGCUCGUCGGACGACACGUUCCUGGAGCGCGUGAUGGCGCACUACGGCGCUCCGCACCAAACGCACUACCUCAUCAAGAAAGCUCCGCACAACCGACAGUUUAUUCUCCAACAUUUACAGGGAACGAAUCCUGUACUAUACGAUGUCACCGGGUGGGUGAAGGCGAGUCGGGAAAAUCCCGUUAUAAAGAAAGCUCACACGCUCCUCCAGGAAAGUCAGAACGAGGAGCUGUGCCGCGCGUGCGCGUGGGCGCGCGGCGGCGCGGGCGCGGCGGAGGGCGCCACGCUGCGCCGCGCCUCCUCCAUCCGCCGCACGCUCACCUCGGGCGAGAUCUCACCAUUCUGUCGGCAGUCAAUUAUCCGGCGGUCCCUCAACUCCGGCACGGCGGGCAUGAAGCGGCGCUCGACGGCGCUGCAGGCCAAGUUCGUGGCGGACGGGCUGGUGGACUCGCUGCGGCGCUGCGGCGCGGGCGGCGUGCAGUUCGUGUGCUGCGUGCUGGCCGCGCCGCCCGACGCCGACGACGUCAACGUGCCGCUGCUGCGCUCGCAGUUCCGUGGGUUCCAGUUGCUCGACUCGGCGAGAUUGUAUAAACAAGGAUUCCCCGAACAUAUGCCUCUUUCGGAAUUCGCUAGAAGAUAUCGCUUGUUGGCGACAUCGGAAAGUGAAAACGCGGACACCCAACAAACAGCGGCUCUGUCGGACCGCCAGGUCGUGGACGACAUGCUCCUCGCGCUGGACUUGGACGUCACGAGCUACCGGCUCGGCCUGACUCAAAUCAUGUUUCGAGGCGGGGUGGUGGGCGAGCUGGAUGCGCGUCGGGACGCCGCGCUUGCUCGCGUGCUCGUGCGUCUCCAAGCGAGAGCGCGUGGUCUCCUCGCCCGUCGGCGCGCGCAAAGGUUGCGCACACAACAUACAGCUGCCAGAUGCGUGCAACGCAACGUGCGUGCGUUCCUCGCGGUGCGUGAUUGGCCGUGGUGGCGUCUGCUCGUUCGUGUCACGCCGCUUCUCGCCGUGCAUCGCACUGAGCACCGUCUUAAGCAAGCACAGGAGGAGUUGGAGACGCUGCGGGCUAAACUAGAGAAAGUUGAAAGCGAACGAACGCAUUACAAAAACGAGACGGAAAAAUUCGAAAAUAAGCUAUCAGAAGUCGGUGGUGAAUUAGGGGAGGAAAGGGCAGCAGCGGCUUUGGCCACGGAGAGGGCGGACGCUGAAGCUGCAGAGAGACUGCGCGUCGAGAGGGACAAUAGAGAACUGCUGGCGAACAAUCAGAGACUCCAACAGGCAUCAGAGCGCUUGGAGUUGGAGCUCUUGCACUGGCGUUCCGCUGAGAACGGUGGUGCAGAACCUUCAGACUCUGAAGGAUCAGAGGCCGAAGUGGGGGGCAACAGCGAUAAGUACAAGAGGCGGUUUGAACGAGCGCACCGCGAACUGCAACUGUUGCGCGCGCAGCUACGUCGACAACACGAGGAUGACCUUGAACAACUGGUCACCGUCAAGAAGCAGCUUGAGAAGAAGGUUCAAGAUGCGUACGAGGAAGUGGAGGAACAGCGUGCGGUCGCUGCGCAGUGGAAACGGAAACUGCAGAAACUCACAAACGACAUGGCAGAUCUACGCUCGCUCCUCGACGAACAGACAUGCCGUAACAAUCUAUUAGAGAAGCGACAACGUAAGUUCGACGCGGAGCUGCACAGUGCGCAGGAAGAGCUGAAGAGGGAACGCACAGCCAAGGAAAGGCUCUCGCGCGAGCGGGACCAGGCGCACGCUGAGAAAUAUGCGCUGGAGCAGAGCCUCUCUGAAGCUCGCAUGGAGCUCGAGCUGAAGGAGGAGCGGCUGUCGGCGGCGGCGCGCGAACUGGAGGAGCGCGGCGGCGGCGGCGACGAGCUGGCCGCGCUGCGCCGCGCGCGCGCCGAGCUGGAGCGCCGUCUGCGCGACCAGGAGGAGGAGCUGGACGAGCUGGCCGGCCAGAUACAGCUGCUGGAGAGUUCGAAGCUCCGGCUCGAGAUGCUGCUCGAGCAGCAGCGUAAGGAGGCGCGUCUGGAGGCGGCCGCUCGCGAUGACGAGAUGGAGGAGACGCGCGCAAACGCCUCCAAGAAACUCAAAAUGCUGGAGAGUCAGCUGGAGAGCGAGCACGCUGAGCGCAGUCUGCUGCUGCGCGAGAGACACGAGCUGGAGCGAAGACUCGCCUCGCUAGAGGAGACCGCGCGAGCAGAGAACAUGGAGCAGGCGCAGCUCGUGCAGCGACUUAAGAGAGAUCUCAAGAGAUACCGCGCCCUGCUGCGCGACGCGCAAACGAUGCUCGAGCAGAAGGAAAAGGAGGGCGGCGGCAAAGCGCAGAUCCGCCAGCUCAAGAACCAGGUGGAGGACCUCGAGCUGGCCCUCCGCGCCGCCAACAAGGCGCGUACCACGGCAGAGGCCGAGGCCGCCGAGGCCGUGGCGGCGCUGGACGAGGCCUCGCGCGCCAAGACCGAGGCCGCCGAGCGCGCGCACGGCGCCGCGCGGGACGCCGCCGCCGCGCGCGCCGCGCUCGACGACGCCGAGGAGGAGGCCGCCGAGCUACUGAAGAAGUACCGCGCGAGCACCAGCUCGCUCUGCGCGGCGCAGGCGGAGGCGCGCGAGGCGGACAGUCGCGCAGAGGCCGCGGCGGAGGAGGCCCGGCAGGCUCGCGAGCGCCUCGCCGAGAUCAGCGCCCGCCUCGCGCACGCAGAGGCCGGGCACUCGCACGAGCACCACGAAGCCGAGCGCCGUCUCGAGCUACGCAAUAAGGAAUUAGAGUCCAGUCUCGAGCUGGAGGCGACCUCCCGCGCCAGGCUGGAGGGCCAGCUGGCGCGCCUGCGGGACGCGCACGAGCAGCUCGCCGGCGAGCUCGCCACCGCCCGCGCCAAGGAGCACCACGCCGCCGAGGAGAUGCGCAAGCUCGCCAGGCAACUCAGGGAGCUGAAGGAGGAGAACUCGGCGCUGAACGCGAAGCUGAGCGAGGCGAGCCGCGCGCGCAGCACGGCCGAGGCCGGCGCCGCCGCCGCCGCCGCCGACGCCGCCGCCGCGCGGGACGAGGCGCGCCUCGCAGCGCGCCGCGCCGCCGCGCUGCAGGAGGCCAUCGCCGGGGACCUGUCCAGCCCCGCCGACUCGCGCGACACCGACAGUGAAAACGACAGCUACAGCUCGGACGAAUCCAUCGGGACGUUCCUGGCGAACCACAAGCUGAGUCCGUCGGCGCCGUCGCGCGGCAGCAUGCAGCAGGACUCCCAGAAAUCUCACAGCCCCGAGGGCCGGCAGAGCCGCACGAGCGUCGGCUCCACCUCGAAGCCGCUGAGCCCGACCAAGGAGUCGUUCGCAUAACAGCCGGCCGCGGCGGGCGGGCUGCUCGCUAGCGCUCUGCCGCUGCUCUGCACGGCGCUCUGCUCUCGACCGCGCACGCACUCCACGCAUCUCGUCAUCGAGUGACCGAGCGGGUCCGUGUGACGUCACGCAGAGUGACGAGUGUCGUGCUAUAUUGACUAAUACGUGUAUAGUGUAUGUUGUGACUGACUAAUUUUAAAAUGCUGUUCGAGAAUGUUAAUUCUGUAUUUAAUCUCCAUGUCUACAGUUGAUCAAAGUUGAUUAACAACUCGCAGAGAUCCGACGUCCCGCUUCCAAACUAAGUGAUACUAAAUUCACUGAUGUGCCAACCCUACGUGAUACACUUCACAAUCAUGUAAUAACGAUCAGUAACAACCAAUGAAUUCCAAAAUAAAUGUAUUCGCCACACGAUAUUAAACAAUAUGUAUAGAAGAAAAUUUAAUCUCAAGUAGGAUGCUUUAAACUAUUUAAAAAAAAAAACACUUUUAUACACUUUUUAACACAACAUAAUCAAGUAUAAACAUACAUAAAUAAAUAUGUAAUUUUUGUCACAAUUCUUAAAUAUGUACCGGCGAUAUUAUACUGCUCAAUAUUACAAUAUCAAUAUCUACGAGGCUAAAUAGAAUACCAUUAAGGUGACACGGGCUUAUAAUAUUUCGAUAAAUGUAUUUUACAUGUUCGCUUAAACGGUAAUUCCCCGAUUAUAACUCGGCCACGGCUUAUAACGAGCUAAUUUAGUGAAUCAUAAAUGCAUUCCAGAUUAUAAUUUCUCAUUCGAUUCAUACGAUCUGUUCUCAUACAACUAUGCACAUUACAUGGCUUGACGUAAGUUAUUUAUAUUAGAAUUUCGUAGGAAAUAAUAAAUCGAUUUUUAGGUAUAAUUGCGCUGUGUUUUUCAACCAGCCAGUCAGUAUUUAGAUUAUAUAGAUGGAACAGUUUAAUGUUAAGUUGAUUGUUAUUUAGUUAAUUAAUAAUUGUAAAUAACUAGAUUGCAAAUACAUUUUUUAUUAUUUAAUUUGUAAUAUUCGUGUGAUCAGACUGUUAUUAUAUGAUUUAUUUGUUACAAAUGAUUUGUUGCUUUAUAGUAGACGAACAAACAUAUCUGUUAAAUAAUAGAUUUUUUAUAAUUCCCACAUUGACUGGUUUGUUCUUAAUAUCGUAAAGAAUUAGCGUGCAUAGACAAUUUUCACUUUUUUAUUGACAUCGACAAUGGUAUAAAUUAGAGUGCCGGUGAAGUGAGUUGAAUUUAAUAAUUAUAUAGCAAUAAUUUAUUAACCAAAAACACUAACUUUUUUUGUGUAUAUUUGUAAUUGUUAGUAAAAAAGUGAUCUUGUAUUAGUCUGCUUGUAGUGUACCAUUCUAUUAACAAUGUAUUUACUUCUAAAUCAUUCUAUGUAUACCAUUUAGAUAUGUGUCUGUAACCGCAAGUAUAUUAUCUAUAAUGUAUGAGUAAUGUAUAUUAUAUGCGAUGAAAUGUUACUGCGUUCAUAUUGGUUGUAAAAUGAAAUAUUUAAUAAAGUAACUUACAAUCUUU
Molecule: messenger RNA, 8439 nt
Organism: Vanessa tameamea
Lineage: Eukaryota; Metazoa; Arthropoda; Insecta; Lepidoptera; Nymphalidae
Gene: Mhcl
Product: unconventional myosin-XVIIIa
Exons: 38
Coding region: 402-6905 (2167 amino acids)
Biological process (GO): actomyosin structure organization
Cellular component (GO): cytoplasm; myosin filament; myosin II complex
Molecular function (GO): actin filament binding; cytoskeletal motor activity; ATP binding
Source: RefSeq, a predicted model, not a curated record